AUGUCUUGCUCAUUCGCCAGCAACAACACCACCGCCAUGAUACACGACAACGCCGUCGCUUCCCAGACCAUCCCGAGAACCAACGGAGUUGCGAAGCAAGGUGAACCCGCGCCCGUCGCGCAACCGCCGCAGCGCACCCUGCCAGAUAUAUGCUACGAGCUGCGGGGCAAGAUCGAUGCCUUCCUUACCGAGGACAUCACCAACGACAAUGUCUUGCGCAAUGUGCAGAGCCAGAUUCGGGUGUCCAUUGGCGUGAUCGAGGAGGCGCUGCGCCAAUAUGGGCUCGAUCACCUCUCUCUCUCGUACAACGGCGGCAAGGACUGUCUCGUGCUUCUGAUUUUAAUCUUGGCUUGCUUGCCAACUUGCAUCAGCCCGCCGACUUCCUCUGGGAGUGUUGUCGCAGCCCCGUCCGAGAUUCCGACUCCGCCAUCACAACCGCCGACGUCGGAACCCGUUGAAUCGGCUCACAGCUUCCACACAAACAAGUCCCUCCAGUCGAUAUACAUUGUUUCUCGUCAUCCGUUUACCGAGGUCGAGGAGUUUGUGGAGAGAACGGCGCAGGAGUACAAUCUCGACCUGAAACGGUAUGCGCUACCAAUGCGGCCCGCGCUCGAGGCAUAUUUGCUGGACCGUCCCGCGAUCAGAGCCAUAUUUCUCGGGACAAGACGGACCGAUCCCCAUGGGGAGUUUCUCUCGCACUUCAACCCCACUGAUGCGGGCUGGCCGCAGUUUAUGCGCAUUCAUCCUGUGAUCGACUGGCAUUAUGUUGAAAUCUGGGCAUUUAUCCGGCAUCUUGAUAUCCCAUUUUGCGAUCUUUACAACCGUGGCUUCACGUCCCUUGGCGGCGUCACUGAUACCCGUCCGAAUCCCGCCUUGGCUGUAGGCGAAGGCGCAUCUAAAUUCCGGCCAGCGUAUGAACUUCGGGACGAUGACGAGGAGCGCCUUGGCCGAGACUCAUAA
Molecule: messenger RNA, 960 nt
Organism: Podospora anserina S mat+
Lineage: Eukaryota; Fungi; Ascomycota; Sordariomycetes; Sordariales; Podosporaceae
Exons: 3
Coding region: 1-960 (319 amino acids)
Biological process (GO): FAD biosynthetic process
Molecular function (GO): FMN adenylyltransferase activity
Source: RefSeq, a predicted model, not a curated record